GCCUUUUCCAAAACAAACAUUCAUUCCCCUAAUUCCGUGUUCUAAGUUUCUGCUAAUCGAUUGGAGCAAUCACUAAAUCAGUGUUGCAAUGGAGGAAGCUCAGCGCUGGACCGUAACGUACACCAACCACGUUAAGCAGAAGCGGAAACUUUAUCGCGACGGUUUUCUAGUGCUUCAAUUAUCGCACAAAAAGUUCAUGCUGUAUGAUGAAUGGGACAAGCUAUUGGAAACUAAGUUUGUGAAGAAAGAUGAUCUCAUCACAUCUGGUGAAACUAUCACAUUUGGUUCUUACCUUGUCGACCUUGGUGAGCUAUGUCAAGGCCAUCGACCUACAUCUAUUUUGAACCAUCAAGAUCAGGAUGAGAAAGUUGCAGAAACAUCUAAUUCAUAUUACAGCUACAAUUCCCAAAAUAGGAAGCCUAUGGCGGGGAAAAGAAAAGGACCAGUAGUUAACAUAAGCCCAUCACAGAAAAUGAUUAGAGAUUUCAAGAAAAGUGAAGUGAAUAAGUUUGGUUCGUCGCCAAAUUGUACAGAUAUGACAAAACUGAGUACAAAAGACUGGCAGGUCUUGUACACAACACAAAUAACACAAAAGGCAAAGAAAUUUCAUGAUGGCUUUCUUCAACUUAUAAUUCGUGGAUCACAAGGGAGGCAGGUUAAGUUGUAUGAUACAAACAGAAGACACUUAGAUGGCAGAUUUCUGAAAAAGGAUGAAAAAAUUUGUUCUGGUGAAUCACUAGUUUUGGAUGGUCAUUUAGUAGAGAUAGGAGAGCAGGAAGAAGAUCAAAAGCCUCCAACUGACUUAAACAUCCUAGGAAAAAGCUGCGGAGUAGCUGGAAAAAGGGAUGUCGUUGAUUGCCGAACCAAAAUCCCAACUAUUACGAAAUUUCAUGCUGUUAAAAAAGCAGGUGGUAACUCUCAAGGGGAACUUACUAAAUUAAGUGAUCCAAGCUACAAGUCUGAAAAUGCCAAAUUAAGUGGGGGAGAAGCUGAACCUAAACGUUCUGUCCAUGAUAUAUUGUCCAGUCUCAGACAACCAAGUAAGCAGACGGCUGUCUCUGUGAAUAAGCCUUUCACUGAGGAGAACUGUGUCAGAUUCUCCGGAGUUUCUGUCUGUACCAAUAAUCAUAGUGGAACGGAAAGAGAGGAAUUGAGACAAAAAGGAUCAGAGCAUGAUAGCAUGAUUAAUAAGGUUAUAAAAUCUGAAGCUGUUGAAGUAAUAAAAAAUGAAGAGUGUGAAAUUCCAGAAGAUGGAAUAGUACCUCAAGCUAGAUCUUCUAACUUUCAUCUCAGACCACGAACAGAAAACUUUAAAUCUCCUAUCCAUGAUGUACAUUCUUCAUCUAUGGAGUCUCAUGCGGAAGAAGCUGCUGCAGUGAAUACUGCUAGCCAAAAGGAAGUCGAAUAUGAAUCUCUCACCAGAACAUAUAAUAAUCAAGAACUGGAAAUCAUAUUUCCAUGUGAAGAGGUUGUAACUGGAUCAAAUGCUGCACAAGAAAAUGGUUCGAGCUCCAGUAAAUCACCUGAGGAAGACAAGAAGGGAAGCAGUUCUAGAUGCAAUAAUGAUCUCAAAGAGACAAGUCUCGAGACAAAGGAUAUGGAUGAGAUCCCAAGUUUUGAUCUUGGAUUUUGAGAGGAACCUUGACAGAAUUGUGUUCCAUAGAGCUUGAUAUCUUAUCAUCAUAAUCCUCUAUACAAUCGUUACUGAUGAAGCAUACUGAUAUUUGGC
Messenger RNA from Salvia hispanica, 1729 nucleotides. RefSeq lists its product as uncharacterized. The record is from RefSeq and is a predicted model, not a curated record. Gene Ontology annotation, biological process: double-strand break repair. NCBI's taxonomy places the organism in Eukaryota, Viridiplantae, Streptophyta, Magnoliopsida, Lamiales, Lamiaceae. Gene Ontology annotation, cellular component: site of double-strand break; nucleus.